Molecule: messenger RNA, 805 nt
Organism: Argiope bruennichi
Lineage: Eukaryota; Metazoa; Arthropoda; Arachnida; Araneae; Araneidae
Product: cuticle protein 10.9-like
Exons: 4
Coding region: 54-467 (137 amino acids)
Cellular component (GO): chitin-based extracellular matrix
Molecular function (GO): structural constituent of chitin-based larval cuticle
Source: RefSeq, a predicted model, not a curated record
AGCAUCCAAGCUUUCCCAUCAACAGCAAAGGAACUACCUUACUUACCAUCAAAAUGAUGAUCAAGGCACUUAUUCUUCUUGCUUCCGCCCUUCUCAUCCAAGCCCAAUACGCUGUGCCACCUGUUGACUACGGCUAUGGUGUCCCCAACCCAUACCAGUACAGUUACAGCUCCCCUGCCAUCGGGGGAUCCAGUUCCCACAGCGAAUCUGGAGACGGAACCGGACGAGUGACUGGAUCCUACUCUGUCGUUGAUGAAGAUGGCCGAUCCCGAACCGUCGAAUACGUUGCUGAUGAACUCGGAUUCAGAGCCAACGUCAUCACCAAUGAACCCGGAACUAGCAACCAGGCCCCUGCUGAUGUCUCCAUCUCAUCCAGCGCUGAUGAUGGAUUUGGAGGAAUCUACAGUGCCGGUCUUCCCGUCGCUCCAGCACCUAUUGCUGCACCCGUCCCUGUUGCCACUCUCUAGAAGACUAAACAAUUAGGCGCUGAGUUUGAAAAUCAAUUAGAAAUUCAAAUUUAUAAACAAAGGGGACAUUUCAAUAUGACUGAAUGACGCUAGUCAACGCAUUGGGUUGAUGAUUGCUUUUUACACCACCUGGGAAUUAUUUGGCUGCAACUGCGGUAUAUGUGAACUCCAAGAUUCGGUAUAUCUGGGUGAGCAGCUGUUGGUGACCUAUUCUCGAAGAAAUUAUCAGCUGUGGCUUCAUAUUAUGCAAAUAAAUAUGACUUUUUAGCUCACUGUUCUGAUAAAAAUAAAAGGUAUUCGAAUUCAGCCUGGAAAAAAGAAUAAAUUGUUUUUAUUGU